AUGCGUGUCGCACGUGACUCGUCACUAGGCACCGCCACAAUGCAAACGGCCUUCUUAGGUGGUCUUGUGCUGUUAAUAAUGGGCACUAUUUCAGCUAUUAUUAAUCUCGGGAUCCUUGGACAAGCUAUCCAGGCGCCAUUUGCAGCACUCACGCUCAUUUACAGUGCUUUAUUGGGUCGAUUUGUCCUCCAUGAGAGCUUUGGACUCUAUGAUUUACUAUCCAGUGCCCUCAUUAUCGUGGGUGUUGGUGUUGACCUCUACGCUGCGGAAUUGGCUCAUGUCCCACCGAAAUCGUACACACUCAAGUCUCUCGGUCGUCUAUUGACGAGACACUCGGUGUUUCCAUUGGGUUACACUGUCAUUGUACUCACAUACGCAACGUUGUUGCUACGACGAGUGCGGAUAGCGAACUUACAGCGUCAUCCAGUCACACUAUUGGCUUUCAGUUCUUGUGCUGGAAUCAUGGCAGGUUUUACAUCUCUUGCCACGAAAUCGGUGGUGGAGGUAGCCAAGUCGGCACGAAAACAUCAAGAUUGGCUGGUGUUUUUGAACCCGUUCUUUAUUCUGCUAGUGAUUGCGAUCCCGUGUGCAUUGGUACCACAACUUUUCUUCCUAAAUAAGGGACUCGAGUUCUUUGGGACGCUGAAAUUCAUUCCAUUGUAUCAAGCUUUCAUUAUCAUUGGCAAUUUGAGCUGUGGAUUAGUUUUUUACAAUGAGAUGGCCAGCUAUAGCUCUACGGCACUGACAUGUUUCAUGGGCGGUAUCAUGAUCACGAUCUGUGGUGUAUGUGUAUUGCUCGUCAAGGGUGACGUGGAAAAUAACGGUGCCGAUGCCCGAUGCUCAAAUACAGUCCUGUUGGAUCAUAAAAGCAAGGAGAAAAAAAGGCUUGCAACCGAUUUUACAUUUGAGCAGAUGGAAUGGGCCACGGAGAGUGACACAUCGACAACGAACGAAUUGCGCGUGUGUCGUGAUUUCCGCGAGUGCCAAGAAGCUAUUGUGGAGCUUCUCGUGUCCGCGCGCAAGUCCAUUUACUACUCGACAUUCUUGUGUGACUUUACCCAGGUUCUUGACACUACAAAUGAGAAGCACAUGGACAACACAUUUGUGUCGCUCGUGUGUGACGCUGUGAAGCGUGGAGUUGAUGUUCACAUCUUGUAUAACCCAGUACGUGACUACGGAACAGAUUCGAUUGCCGAUCUGCGUCGCAUCUUGCCUCGAGAAGUGCAUUUCGCUUGCUCGGUCAGUGACUUGGGUCCGGGCUGGUUUACACGUUACUUGUCAAACAAUUCCAGGUAUGCUUUCCAUCACCAGAAGUAUCUGUGCGUUGAUGAGGAAACUAUCAUGGUCACUGGCUGUGACGUGAAUACUGAGCGUGAGGGCUGGUUGCGUAAGAAUCAUCUUGCGUACUAUUGGCACGAGCUCAGUGUUAUCUGCCGCUGCACCCCGGAUAUGGUCAGCUGGGUCCAGUCUAACCACAAGCCUGCAGAGAAGCGUUACUAUGAUCAGUUUGUGGAAUACCCCCCGUUUCCGCUUGUAUCUGGAGGUUGGCGAGAAGAGAAUUGUAUUGUCAAUAUGAUUAUGAACGCUAAGCACUCCGUGCAGUUGGAGAACCAAAUCAUGAUCUCGGGUGGCUCGCUGCAGCAUAACCGCGUGUGUUCUGCGAUUGUUGCUCGUAUUAGUCAAGCUCGCAACAAGGGUGAAUCAUUUUAUGCUUUGAUCCUGACAAACGCCGCCCAGAAAGAUGAACCGUCAUUUCUGGCACGCUCAUACUGCUCACUAUCCAUCCAGUGGUCGCUGGAGCAGCUGGAGGAGUGUGCCAUAGACUACGGUCUUACGUUGAAUGAGCUGUGGAAGCAUCUUCAAGUGGGUCGUCUCGAGCAUGACGGUGUAUCGAUUAAGGUUCAUUCCAAUAUCCUCAUUGUGGACGGAAAGUACGCGCUAAGAUCAUCCUCGAAUCUGGCCGACCGCAGCCUGAGUGCGCGUCCAAAUGACACAGAGCUGGGUCUGCUAUUUUCGGGGCCUCGCGUGAGUGAGCUGCAGCAAGAUUUACUCAACAUGUACUUGGGCACGAUAGGCAAGAAUUACUCAUGGAAUCAAGUAUUUCAGUGCAUUCGGGGCACUGCAACGAAGAAACCAUCCGGCUUGAUUAUACCGCUGGAGAAAAAAAUUGGAGUCCGUGGAGGUGCUACCGGUGGCCGAGUCAAAGUAUCUUACAAAACUACAAAUAUUGGUGCCAACAAACAUGAGUACGAGACCUAA
Peronospora farinosa is the source of this 2259-nucleotide messenger RNA. Lineage: Eukaryota; Oomycota; Peronosporomycetes; Peronosporales; Peronosporaceae. The record is from the annotation of a GenBank genome assembly.